GCAUUUGGUGCCAGAUGGAUAAUUCAAUCUGUCAGCGUAAACCUAAUGAGAGUCAAGGUGAUUAUAUCACGAGGUUACAGAACACAUACAAGUUUCUAGGAAGAGCAAUACGAAUAGAAAUGGGUCACAAAAAAGAAAAUUUCAUCCAUUCUUGCCAGUUUGAAGAUCGCCCCUGCACAGGCCUCAUAGGACAGUAUUUCAACUACGAGUAUACCAACUGUUUCACUAUAAACGCUCGCUGGGUUGAUGAAAAUGCCAUGCCUCUGAAUGCCAGUAUGUUCCGACCAAGAAGUGGAAGAUCCUCAGAACUUUCAAUUAUGCUCAACCUGGAAACACACGAAUACAGCGUAAUGAAUCCAGUAAAACGGGCCAGGAUGACAAUUCAUUCGGCAGAUACUAUCCCCAAUCCACAAUAUGAUGGUGUCAGCCUCCAGCCUGGCUUGACUUACAACUACGGCGUUCGAGAGAAUGUAGUGAAUGUUCUUCCGUAUCCUUAUCAAACUAAUUGCAAGAAUUACACAGGACUGGAAGAGAGAAGGACGAAAUCAAAACUGACUCAAGAGGGCUGUAUGUCAGAAUGUUGUGCUAACCUGCAUGUGAAAUACUGCGAUUGUACAGUACACAGACUAUCUUUGAUCUAUGACAUAAGAACCUGCUGGAAAAAUGAAGAAGUGCAAUGCUUGAAGAAAUACGACCAGCUUGUAAAAGACCAGUGUUACCCAGAAUGUCGAAUGCCAUGUUCGAAAAUAACAUACAGUUAUAUUUCCGUUGAUUCUUUCACUUUACAGCAGGGAGCAUGCUAUGAUGAGGAUAUGUUUAAUCAAACGGUGUCUGAUGACAGCAGGAAAAAUUUCAUUUGUCUACGUGUUUAUUAUGCUACUGCUGAUUCUGAGGUCUACAGCCAUAAGCCAAAGUAUAAUGGAAUACAAGUCUUCAGUAUCAUAGGUGGGUACAUUGGUUUGUGGCUUGGAGUAUCACUGCUGGAUGUUCAUGGUUACCUUUCAAAUGCAAUAUUCCUCUGUUUUGCAAAGCACAAGACUAAAGAGAAGAGAUGUAAUAAUGUAAAAACAUUCAAGAAACAUUCUGUUUCUCAUCAGUAUCAUUGAUAGGUACACUGUCAAAUAAUCAUUUGAACCCCAAUGCAAUACUUCUCUUUCUCAGAAAUGCAUUAUCACAAGCAAAACACUUUCAGUGAUCACAACCCUCAUGUCUACUUGAAAAUUCUUUGGAAUACUAUUUUCUUUAUGCUUAUUCCGAAGUUAGCUCAAUGAUAUCUUGGUAGCUAUUUCAGUUUUAUAGCUCUCUCUCUCUCUCUCUCUCUUUUUUUUUUUUUUUUUUUUUUUUUUUUUUUUUUUUUUUUUUUUUUUUUUUUUUUUUUUUAAUGUGCAACUGGAAUUUUGAUUUCUGAAAAUUAUGUUUCUUCUUUACAGCUGGUGCUUUAGUUUUCUGUUUUAUUUUAUCAAUCAGUUUCUUACAAACUUUUAAAAGCGAGUAGUUUUGGUCUGUUUUUAUUAGUUAAUCAUCAUUAUAGAUGUAUAGAAUUUGUUGGCCAUCGGAAUUUUUUCAGAUAAUGAAAAAAAAUCCCGUUUUUUUAGAAUAAUUUUAAUUAACAAAACCCGAUUUCUGCAAAUAUUUUUUGUCUAUAAAACAUUCGUCUGUACUUCGAAACACGCCAUUAAAAACAUAAUUUCAAACAAUUUUUGAUGAGUUACAAUAUAUUACAUUUCAUUUCUUCGUGAGACUUUUCCCAUAACUUCACUCAACUAACAUUUUUAAUACCAUAAUUAAUGACCUUUUCACAAGUACUGUAAUUUAAAUAGUUUAAGCAGGUGCUGUAUGGAAAUUCAGAUAUAUAUAGGAUUCAAAAUUAAACCACAUUUUAAAAGUGGCAAUGUUGAAUUUUGUUCAAAGUGUUAAAUUAGAAAUUAGAUAUAAGAAGUUAAAUAUAAACAAUACUUUUCUCAAAAUACACAA
Stegodyphus dumicola is the source of this 1974-nucleotide messenger RNA. RefSeq names its product degenerin mec-10-like. NCBI's taxonomy places the organism in Eukaryota, Metazoa, Arthropoda, Arachnida, Araneae, Eresidae. The record is from RefSeq and is a predicted model, not a curated record. Gene Ontology annotation, biological process: sodium ion transmembrane transport. Gene Ontology annotation, cellular component: plasma membrane. Gene Ontology annotation, molecular function: ligand-gated sodium channel activity.